Messenger RNA from Colletotrichum godetiae, 509 nucleotides. RefSeq lists its product as uncharacterized. The record is from RefSeq and is a predicted model, not a curated record. NCBI's taxonomy places the organism in Eukaryota, Fungi, Ascomycota, Sordariomycetes, Glomerellales, Glomerellaceae. The transcript has a single exon. The coding region runs from base 264 to 482 and encodes 72 amino acids.
GCCCACCAGCGGCGCAAGUGGCUUCUUGUCAUUCUCGUGCCUCACAACAGGAAGCAAGUUUCGUCGGCUGCGUGCGACGAGAACCAGAAGUAUCUUUUCGUACAGUAUCGUAUGUACACGUUCUAUCUAUUUCAUUGAUCUCUCCCGCUGCGGAGCGACCUCCAGUUGCAGGAUGCCAGCUCGGCCAGCGUCGAAACACCGGUGACACCGUCGCUAAAGUCUGUGUCAGCAUCUCCGCGCUCCUCAUCGACAUCUCAUAUGCAAUGUCUCAUCGAUCAUGGACUCUCGCAGUGCUGGUCCUCCAGCUUGCUGUCGCCGCCGUGAAUGCAGCGUCGGCCGUCGAGAUCCUCUCGCAGGUCCCGUCGUGUGCUGUGAGUGAUUGUGACAUCAGCCAGGCUUUCGUCGCGCUAAAGCAUCUACCAUCUAGUCUGAGUGCAUCAGCAGCACAUUCAUCACGUCCGCCUGCAAUCCCGAAGACGUGACUACGUGCAUCUGUCUCGACAUUGCUG